UUGGGUUCAUUUUGUUGAACCACUGGUACGUUGCCAAGCUCAAUCUCAAUCACAAGUCUCACUUUGCAUUUUUCGACGACGUGCACACAUGGACUCGCCGAAGGACCCGCACGCCAAGUACGAGCCGGCGACGACGCCAGCGUACGACGAACCCGCGACCAAGAGCGCGCCUCUCGGUGAAGACGACGAGGCCAAGCACGUGCUCGAGUUUGCGGCCAUCACCAACGGCCUCGAGUACCCGCAGAUCACGCUCAAGGCGCUCAUCGUCGGCACGAUCGUUGGCAUCUUUGUCAGCGUCCUCGCCAUGUACUACAGCCUCAAGAUCGGUGUCACGCCGU
Messenger RNA from Saprolegnia diclina VS20, 338 nucleotides. RefSeq lists its product as hypothetical. The transcript has a single exon. NCBI's taxonomy places the organism in Eukaryota, Oomycota, Saprolegniomycetes, Saprolegniales, Saprolegniaceae. The annotation marks the transcript as partial. The record is from RefSeq and is a predicted model, not a curated record.